Syzygium oleosum is the source of this 1369-nucleotide messenger RNA. Its product is annotated as NAC domain-containing protein 2-like. The record is from RefSeq and is a predicted model, not a curated record. The transcript has 3 exons. Gene Ontology annotation, molecular function: DNA binding. NCBI's taxonomy places the organism in Eukaryota, Viridiplantae, Streptophyta, Magnoliopsida, Myrtales, Myrtaceae. The coding region runs from base 45 to 929 and encodes 294 amino acids. Gene Ontology annotation, biological process: regulation of DNA-templated transcription.
AAGUGAACAGGAACAGACUCUGACAGAGUUGAAGAAGAGAGAAGAUGAAGAAGGCUCAGUUGGAGUUACCAGCGGGGUUCAGGUUCCACCCCACGGACGACGAGCUGGUGAACCAUUACCUGAUUCGCAGGUGCGCUUCCCAGCCCGUCUCUGUCCCCAUCAUCGCCGAGAUCGAUCUCUACAAGUUCGACCCUUGGGACCUUCCAGAAAUGGCUCUGUACGGCGAAAAAGAAUGGUACUUCUUUUCUCCGAGGGACCGCAAGUACCCCAACGGCUCACGGCCAAACCGGGCAGCCGGAAACGGGUAUUGGAAGGCGACCGGGGCUGAUAAGCCGAUCGGCCGCCCGAAGACGCUCGGCAUAAAGAAGGCCCUAGUGUUUUACGCCGGAAAAGCUCCGAGAGGAGUGAAGACCAAUUGGAUCAUGCACGAGUACCGCCUCGCCAAUGUUGAUCGAUCUGCCGGCAAGAAGAAGAACAACUCGAGGCUUGAUGAUUGGGUUUUAUGCCGAAUAUACAACAAGAAGGGCAAGAUAGAGAAGCAUUUCCCCUCCACGUACAAUAAACCGGCAGAGUUCCCCGAAAUGGAGACCAAGCCACAGAUUGUUAUGCCAGCGGCGCUGAACCCGUACUCACCUCCCCAAUAUGGGCAUUCGCCAAUGACUACGGAUCACAUGUACAUGGACUCGUCGGAGUCGAUGCCGAAGCUGCACACGGAGUCUAGCUGCUCGGAGCACGCGGUGUCCCCGGACUUGGCGCACGAGAAGGAAGUGCAGAGCGAGGCGAAGUGGGAAGAUUGGAAGAGGGUCCUCGAUUUCCAGUUCGGUUCAAUGGAUGACAUCUUGGACGACGCAUUCGCGCAAGGACAGUUUCAGUUGGAUCAGUUCUCGCCUCUUCAGGACCUGUCCAUGUACUUGCAGGAGCCAUUUUGAGCAAGUCCGUUGAGAAAACAGAAGUGGGUUUUCUUCUACGGGGGCCUGAAACAUUCCAUUCAUGUUGGUUCAGGUAGAAAUUGCAUCAUCCACUAGCAUGGUGAUCAAUCCAGACAAUCUCUGUCUUGGACUAAUGCUCAUGUGGGGCUACAGACUUAAGAGUUAGUCCUAGGAUUAUCCUGGGUUUUGCCAGAGAGAAAGAAGCAAGUGUGGUGUAUCCAAUAGCACAGUGAAAACAAUUUGCAUCACGACGGACACGGCGGAAGUGCGGCGAUCACGACGGGGCUUGGUGGUCAGUUCAGUUGGUGUUUAGAAUUGCAUUACCUCCGGUCAUGUCUUGUGAAUACCUGAUGAAAGUCUCUAGGGAAAUUAUUUGCUGUAAAAUUGUAGCAAAAUUGUUUCAAUAUUUUAUAUAGUGAAGAUUAUUCAAAUUUUCAUUA